AUGGGAGGUGCGGUGCUUCCAAUGGUGGUGCCACGUGCUUGGGCUCCGGGUUCGGAAAUUGCUGCGGGACUUUGCGGAGGUGAAGUGGAGCAGUGCGGAGGAGGAUGCGAUUCAAACUUCGGUCUGUGCUACUUGUCGGACCCUUGGGAAGAGGGAUACCCAGGCGGCUUCCCUAUCUUCUCUGGCGGCAGUUCAUCGCUUUUGAGUUCGGCAACUGAAGUCUCGUCUAUGGAUUCGUUAAUCAUGAGCGCGAGCUCGACGGUGGACCCAAACUCCCUUGGCUUAGGCUUGGGAGGCAGCGAAUCGUCAUCAGCAACGUCCUCACCCGUGAGUCAAGUGAGCUCGGAAGCAAGUUUAAUCGUCACUUCCACAGACAUGCCGUCUUCUUUAGACCUUGGAUUAGGAGGUAGUAUCACGACAUUAGCUACAGUAAUUCCUAUCACCUCCGUAGAUAGCUCGUCGUCGAGCGGCUUUUCAUUGUCAGUGAGCGAGAGCUUCUCAUUGAGCGAUACCUCAGCCUCAAGUAUCGUCUCAGCCUCAAGCACCGCAUCUGGAUCUGAGGCUUCAUCAUCGGGCAUCCUAUCAGCGUCUUCUUCGGAGCUACUGUCAAGUUCUCCAACACCCACACUAUCGGCUAGCUUGGUAACCGAGUCUUCUUCCGCGGUAUCGACAUCAUCCGAUAGCACUAUCGUCGACCCUAUCUCUGCCGGCGAUCAAAGUCUGUCGAGCUCAGUUAUCGAGAGUUCCUCAACACUAGUAUCUUCGAUCGACAGUGUGUCACUAUCAGCUUCCUCCACCGACAGCGCGUCCAUCUCAGCAUCACUCAGUGAGAGCGCGACUCUGUCCAUUUCUUCCAGUGGGUCUUCAUCCAUCUCCGCGAUCGACGUGGCAUCCGAAGUCGCCGGUGCGCUUGACUCGAUCAUCGACUCCAUUCAACCUACGCCAACCGCCUCAAUCGACCUCACCUCUAUCGUAUCCGAACUCAUCUCGCUCGUCGAUAAAACAAACGCUCCCACGAGUCCUGCGGCAUCUUCCUCUGAGUCGGGAUCUGCUACGAUUACAGGCCCUGCAAGCCCCACCUACACAGGUAACUCUGCUGCUUUUACGAUACCUACGCUUAUGUGUAUAAUGCUGUCUACGCUUGUAUUCGGAAUCCUACUCUUAUAG
Parastagonospora nodorum SN15 is the source of this 1167-nucleotide messenger RNA. RefSeq lists its product as hypothetical. Lineage: Eukaryota; Fungi; Ascomycota; Dothideomycetes; Pleosporales; Phaeosphaeriaceae. Bases 1 to 1167 code for a protein of 388 amino acids. The record is from RefSeq and is a predicted model, not a curated record. The transcript is spliced from 2 exons.